Messenger RNA from Nothoprocta perdicaria, 1441 nucleotides. It is a transcript of the gene CXCR5, whose product is annotated as C-X-C motif chemokine receptor 5. Gene Ontology annotation, molecular function: C-X-C chemokine receptor activity. The record is from RefSeq and is a predicted model, not a curated record. Gene Ontology annotation, biological process: immune response; chemotaxis; G protein-coupled receptor signaling pathway. NCBI's taxonomy places the organism in Eukaryota, Metazoa, Chordata, Aves, Tinamiformes, Tinamidae. The transcript has 2 exons. Gene Ontology annotation, cellular component: membrane. Bases 16 to 1131 code for a protein of 371 amino acids.
CCUGCCCCUCAAAUCAUGGGGCCUGUCAGCUACUCCUCUGAGACCUAUGACUUGAGCCAGGUGGAGCUGAGCGGUUACUAUGAAGCCGAAAACAGCACCCCUUCUUUGGACGGCUACUUCUGCUUCAACCCGGCCUCCUCUGUGGUUGGCAACCAGAGCGACCCCUUCAGAAAGAUCUUCAUGCCCCUCAUCUAUCUGCUGAUGUUCGUGCUGGGCACCAUGGGCAAUGCCCUGGUCCUCAUCAUACUAGAGAGAUUCAAGCGGUCUCGCACUACCACUGAAAACUUCCUCUUCCACCUCACCCUGGCCAACCUGGUCCUGCUGCUUACCUUCCCCUUCAGCGUCGUGGAGAGCUUGGCCGGGUGGGUGUUCGGGACUUUCCUCUGCAAAAUCCUUAGUGCCGUCCACAAGAUCAACUUCUACUGCAGUAGCAUGCUGCUGGGCUGCAUCGGGGUGGACCGCUACCUGGCCAUCGUGUAUGCAAUCCACACCUACCGGAAGCGCAGAGCUCGCUCCAUCCACCUCACCUGCGUGGGCGUUUGGCUCUGCUCUCUGCUCCUGACCUUACCCGAUCUCAUCUUCAUGGAAGUCUGGACGGACGAGAGCAACCGCAGCAUUUGCUACUUUCCAGAGGUUGGGAUUCACGGCAACAAUGUGUGGCUAGCGACCCGCUUUCUGUACCACACAGUGGGCUUCUUUGUGCCCCUGCUGGUCAUGGGCUACUGCUACAUGGCCAUUGUGAGAGCGCUGUGUCAGUCGCAGCGCCUGCAGAGGCAAAAAGCCGUCAGAGUAGCCAUCCUGGUGACAGGCGUGUUCCUGCUCUGCUGGAGCCCGUACCACAUCGUCAUCUUCCUGAACACACUCACCAAGCUGGAGGCCUUCAGCAAAGACUGCCUCCUGGAGGAUCAGCUGGACACGGCCAUCAUGGUGACAGAGGCCAUUGGCUUCACACACUGCUGCCUCAACCCCAUCCUCUACGCCUUCAUCGGAGUCAAGUUCCGCAACGACUUCUUCCGCAUCCUGCAGGAGCUCGGCUGCAUAAGCCAGGAGACCCUGCAAGAGAUUCUGGAGGUCACGAGGAAGGGCAGUGGGAUCGAGUCUGAAAAUACCACUUCUAUCUCCACUUUCUAGCCGAGAAAGGCUAGGUGGGGGCUGGAAAUAGCCUUCCCGGGGGCACACGUGCUGUGAUCUCAGCUCUAGCUUUCACAACCACUUUCCUUGCUCCCCAGGAAACUGAGGACUGAUAGUCACUUAACAACGAACUUCUGCCAGACACCCUCUCUGGUUCAUCUGGUACAAGCGCAGAGACACAUCUACCUAACAGCUCUUGGCAAACACUGUCUCUGUCUGAUGAUGAUCACUGUAGUAGGGCUGGAUGAACCCAGGCAGGUCGAACCUGAUCCUGUCACCUCUCUCUCCAAGAGUGGACUGUGGGAGUCCU